Molecule: messenger RNA, 252 nt
Organism: Protopolystoma xenopodis
Lineage: Eukaryota; Metazoa; Platyhelminthes; Monogenea; Polystomatidea; Polystomatidae
Source: the annotation of a GenBank genome assembly
AUGACAUACAACCGCCUCCUUUUCCCCAUCCUCUACACUCAAAUUAAGCAAAUCCACUGGCUGACAAUGCUCUCAGCUUUGGGUGUUGACAACUCGCCAUUCUCCAUCUCCACUUUGGAUGUGGGUUCAAGAGACUGUGGGCACAACGCUGGCUUACUCUCGACUGAACGUACCCUGCUUCAUAGUUCACUGUCGAAUAGACGAAAUCUUGGUCCAAAUCGCCACAUAAACCAGAACGAACUCUUCAUCUGA